Molecule: messenger RNA, 726 nt
Organism: Lontra canadensis (Northern American river otter)
Lineage: Eukaryota; Metazoa; Chordata; Mammalia; Carnivora; Mustelidae
Product: amine sulfotransferase-like
Exons: 5
Coding region: 1-726 (241 amino acids)
Biological process (GO): sulfation
Cellular component (GO): cytoplasm
Molecular function (GO): sulfotransferase activity
Source: RefSeq, a predicted model, not a curated record
AUGCCCACGGAGUUUCAUAUGGAGCUUCUCCUGAAGCAGGAAAAGAAAGGAACCAUCUGGUUUCAGCAAUUAUUAAGUCUGAUUUAUUCUGAGGAACAUCGCAAAGGCACUGGAAAACUGGAAACCAUGGAUCGAGCCCCCUUCCUUGAGUACAACUUUCGAAAAGUGGAUUUUGAGGAAAGACCAUCCCCUCGUCUCUUCUCUACCCACCUCCCAUACUACUUGGUUCCCAGUGGGCUGAAGAACAAAAAAGCCAAAAUUAUUUAUGUAUACAGAAACCCUAAGGACGUUAUGUGCUCAUAUUUUCACUUUGCAAAGAAUGUGACGUCACAAUUUACAGGUACCUUUGAGGAAUUCAUGAAACGAUUUCUUGAAGGAAGAGUGAUGGGAAGCCUUUGGUUUGACCACAUCAAAGGUUGGUAUGAGCACAGAAGCCUUUUCAACAUUCAGUUCAUGACUUAUGAGGAGAUGAAGAAGGAUCUCAGAGGUUCUGUGUCAAAAAUCUGCAAGUUUCUGGGGAAAGGAUUGAGUGAAGAGGAUAUGGAUGUGGUUGUGAGACAGGCCACAUUUGAGAACAUGAAGUAUGACCCACUGGCAAAUUAUGACAAUAUAAUAGCCAUUGGAUAUGGGCCGGAUGUAAAAGGUCAUUUCCUUCGCAAAGGUGAGGGUGAACAUAGAGUGGCCACGUGGCACUGUGGCAGCAAUGAGCCAGAAUGUAGCUUCUAA